ACCAAUCCCCGCCCGCCCCCCCCCCGGCUCCAUUGGCUUCCCAACACCCGAAUCCUGCCUGGGUGCUGUUAUUGGCCCAGCCCCGGACCGAGGGAGUCCUCUCUUCAUAACCGCCGCAGCCAGCCAGAGCCGCCGAGAUUGAGCACUUCAGCACCUGCCGCUCCUGCGGGAAGCAGAGUUGGGAGCUUCGGCUUCUGAGUUGUUUCUCUCCUGCCUCGGGUCCCACACAGCCGCCACAGUGUCUCGCCAGCGAGCCAAGAUGUCCAAGGUGGCCAAGUACCGGCGGCAGGUCAGCGAGGACCCAGACAUCGACAAUUUGCUCUCCACUCUCUCUCCGGAGGAGAUGGAAGAGUUGGAGAAGGAGCUGGACGUGGUGGACGCGGAUGGAAGCAUCCCUCCGGAGCCCGGGCAGAAGAGCCAGACGGGAAACUCCUCUGCCAGCUCCCAGAACUGCGAGGCGACGACGCUCAACCACCACGAGAAGGAGGGCAGGAGGCGCAUCCAGAGGGAGCAGUCGAUCGAUGAAAGCAGAUUGAGCGAGAAGAAGGGAGAGAAGAAUGAGGAAGAAAAGGGAAAGGAAGCUCCUCCCAAGGACCUGGCCCAGAAACGAGACACAAAACUGGGGAAAGACUCCAAAAAAGAGGAAAAUGCUCAAAAAACAGACCCAAAAGUGAAAGCUGAGGCCGAGACCAAGGGCAAAGAGGAGAAGGCCAUCAACGACAGGCUGAAGGCCAUGGAGAGAAAGCUGAUGGGGAAGGACAAAAAGGAAGAAGAGAAGAGUUCGGUGGUGAAGAAGGACACAGGGAAGGGAAAAAAGGUGGAAGAGAAGGGCUCAGGGUUAAAGAAGGAUGAAGGGAAGGAGAAAAAGGAGGAAGGGAAGGAGAAAAAGGAGGAAGGGAAGGAGAAAAAGGAGGAAGGGAAAGAAAAAAAGGAGGAAGGGAAGGAGAGAAAAGAAGAAAAGGGCUCAGCAGUGAAAAAGGAGACAGGGAAGGACAAAAAGGAAGAAGGAAAGGGCUCGGUGUUGAAGAAGGGCCCAGGGAAGGAGGAAGAGAAGAGUUCAGAGUCAAAGAAACAGGCAGAAAAAGAGACAAAAGGAGAAGAUAAGAAAGAAAAGGACAAAAAGGAAGAGGAAAAGAGUUUGGCUGUGAAGAAGUCCAAGGCAGAAGAGACAGAGAAAUCCCAGCCGGAGGCAAGAAAGGCAGCGGAGGAGAAGCAGGAGGCCAAGGCAGCAGCCCAGAGCAGCCCUUCCAAGCCCCCAGGCUCCUCAGAGCAGGCCAAGGAGGACGAAGCCUCCAGCAUCUUUGAUGAGCUGAUCGAGAAGGUGAAGAACAACGACGCGGAGGUGACCGAGGUGAACGUCAACAACUCAGACUGCAUCAACAACGAGACCCUGGUGCGCUUCACCGAGGCGCUGGAGUUCAACACCGUGGUCAAGCUCUUCGCCCUGGCCAACACCCGCGCCGACGACCACGUGGCCUUCGCCAUCGCCAUCAUGCUCAAGUCCAACAAGGUGCUGACCAGCAUCAACCUGGACUCCAACCACAUCACGGGCAAGGGCAUCCUGGCCAUCUUCCGGGCGCUGCUGCAGAACGACACGCUGACAGAGCUGCGCUUCCACAACCAGCGCCACAUCUGUGGCGGCAAGACGGAGAUGGAGAUCGCCAAGCUGCUGAAGGAGAACACCACCCUGCUCAAGCUGGGCUACCACUUCGAGCUGGCUGGGCCACGCAUGACAGUCACCAACCUGCUGAGCCGCAACAUGGACAGGCAGAGGCAGAAACGCCUCCAGGAGCAGAAACUGGCACAGGAGCGCGGAGAGAAGAAAGACCUCCUGGAGGUGCCCAAGCCUGGAGCCCUGCCGAAGGGCUCCCCCAAGCCGUCGCCACAGCCUUCCCCCAAGGCUUCCCCCAAAACCUCGCCCAAGAAAGGGGGAGCCCCCUCUGCGCCCCCCCCGCCUCCCCCUCCACUCGCCCCACCGCUGAUCAACGAGAACCUCAGGAACUCGCUCUCUCCAGCCACCCAGAGGAAGCUGGGGGACAGGGCACUGCCAGUGCAGGAGAAGAACUCACGGGACCAGCUGCUGGCGGCCAUCCGCUCCAGCAACCUCAAGCAGCUCAAGAAGGUGGCGGUACCGAAGCUGCUGCAGUAGGGCGCAGCGCGGCUGUCCCCGCACCGCCCGGCGCGGCUCGGCCCGGGGCGUUCGUCCUGCCUGGGGCUGCUGCCGUGAUGAGCCCUUGGGGACCCUGCAGUACCCAGGCCGAGGAGCAGCAGUCUCUCUGGGACAGACAGACGGACGAGGGCCCACCGCGGCCAGGGAGGAGGACUUUGUAUUUGGGUUUAUGGUUGUGAAGCCUUCAAGCUCUUUGCCAGCACCGCGCCCCGCUCCGCCCGGCCACCUGGAGAGGACAAGGACAAGGAGGGGUCUGCAGAGACGGUUCCUCACUGGAAUCCCUUGGAGGGGCUUGGCACUCACCGUCCCAGCUUGCCCACAGGGCCCUGAGGAGGUCCAGCUUGGUGGUCCUCGCUUUUGGGGGGGCUGGGGACAGCCAGGUCAUCGUCACAGUGUCACCCUAGGGGAGCCACGGGGUGCAGGAGCCACUGGGGGACUUGGAGACAGGGAGAGAGGGGGGAUGAGAGCAGUGGGGACCCAGGGCAGGAGCAGGGGGAUCAGUGCCACCAGCAGCCCUGCCCACACCUCCAGGGAUGCUGCCCGCCCCCCAAAGGGAGCUUGGGGGGCACAUGAUGCCCACCCACCCCUCUGCACCUUGGUGAUUUGUACGGCUGUGCCCACUACACCAGCAAUAAAGCUCACCCAGCGCUU
Molecule: messenger RNA, 2821 nt
Organism: Pogoniulus pusillus (Red-fronted tinkerbird)
Lineage: Eukaryota; Metazoa; Chordata; Aves; Piciformes; Lybiidae
Gene: LMOD1
Product: leiomodin 1
Exons: 3
Coding region: 260-2149 (629 amino acids)
Biological process (GO): pointed-end actin filament capping; myofibril assembly; muscle contraction
Cellular component (GO): cytoskeleton; striated muscle thin filament; myofibril
Molecular function (GO): actin binding; tropomyosin binding
Source: RefSeq, a predicted model, not a curated record